AUGGCGGCUCCAGCAGAUAUUGAGAAAAGCCCUCCUGAAUAUAAACGCGGCUCGUAUGAGAUAAACCCCACGAAUUCACUGGAAGAUGCCACCCAUUGGCGAAAGAGCAGUGCCGUGGACAGAGAUGUUCUUACAGGCGAGAUUUUUGACGACCGCUAUGAGUCCACUCAGCGAGGCCUGAAGAGCAGGCAUGCUCAGAUGAUCGCCCUCGGCGGAACCAUUGGUACUGGAUUGUUCGUGGGUUCUGGACAGACGCUUGCUCGCGGUGGCCCGGCCUUCAUUCUGGGGUCUUACAUGUUCAUGUCCUUUCUCAUCUGGUGCAUCGUGACUGGUAUGACCGAACUAUCAGCAUGGAUACCCACCAAAGGCUGCUCGAUGAAUUUGUUCGGCUGGAGAUAUGUCAGCCGUUCCCUCGGAUUUGCCAUGGGCUGGCUGUACUUCUACAGUUUGGGAAUCUUGGUGCCGUACGAGAUCACUGCUGCUGGUCUGGUCAUCGAGUAUUGGAAUGCACCGGUCAACAUUGCUGUCUGGAUAUCGAUCAUGAUUGUCGUGAUUGUUGGUCUUAACGCAUUGCCAGUAAAGUUCUAUGGCGAGACAGAAUUCUGGUUCGCUGGACUGAAGGUUAUCAUGAUGAUUGGCUUGCUUAUUAUGUCUGUGGUGCUGUUCUUCGGAGGUGGCCCUGAUAAAGAUCGUCUUGGUUUCCGCUAUUGGAAGAAUCCAGGAGCAGCCAAUACGUACCUCGCGGAUGGCAACACUGGGAGAUUUAUCGCGCUGCUGUCGACGCUCGUUCUUUCGGCAUUUCCAUUCUCUUUUGCCCCUGAGCUGCUGGUAGCAACAGGCGGUGAAAUGGAGUCACCCAGACGUAAUUUGCCAACUGCUGGCCGUCGAUACAUCUGGCGUUUGAUCAUUUUCUACGUCGGCUCAGUGCUUGCAAUCGGCGUCAUUUGUCCAUCAAAUGACCCUGCCCUUACGAGCGGUGGAGCUGGUGCCGGCUCGUCACCUUUCGUGGUCGCCAUCAAGAACGCCGGCAUUCCAGCACUGGAUUCCGUCAUCAACGCCGGUAUCAUUAUCAGUGCCUGGAGCUCAGGGAAUUCGUUCCUAUUCCUCUCCUCCCGAUCGCUCUACGCCCUUGCGCUCAGCGGCAACGCUCCGAAGUACUUCAAAGCGUGUACCAAAAGUGGUGUUCCCUACAUGGCCGUCAUUGCCAGUUCGCUCUUCUGUGCACUGGCCUACCUAAACGUCGCCAACAACAGCGCCGUAGUCUUCAACUGGUUCGUCAACUUGACCAACACCUCCGGAUUCAUCAGCUGGAUCUGCUGCGCCAUCGUCUACAUUCGAUUCCGCAAGGCUUGCAAGGCUCAGGGUAUCACCUACUCAAUGCUGCCCUACCACUCCAAGAUCCAGCCUUUCGGAAGCUGGUUCGCGAUGGUCUGCUUCUUCUUUUUGCUCCUUAUCAACGGUUUCACAGUCUUCUGGCCUCAGAACUGGUCAGCUUCGGCGUUCUUGACGGCCUACGUGGGGAUUCCUCUCUUCUUGGUCUUCUACGUCGGUCACAGAAUCUACACCUGGAGCGACCCGUGGGCACAUCCUCCUGAGGAAGUUGACCUCCAUACUGGUUUGGAAGAGGUCAUCGCAGAGGAAACACCCGGAAGAGAAUUCAAGGGAUGGCGAAAGAUCAGGCAUAUCUGGGAGUAG
This is a messenger RNA of Zasmidium cellare ATCC 36951, 1695 nucleotides long. RefSeq lists its product as uncharacterized. NCBI's taxonomy places the organism in Eukaryota, Fungi, Ascomycota, Dothideomycetes, Mycosphaerellales, Mycosphaerellaceae. The record is from RefSeq and is a predicted model, not a curated record. Gene Ontology annotation, cellular component: membrane. Gene Ontology annotation, molecular function: amino acid transmembrane transporter activity. Gene Ontology annotation, biological process: amino acid transmembrane transport. The transcript has 7 exons. The coding region runs from base 1 to 1695 and encodes 564 amino acids.